Messenger RNA from Sipha flava (yellow sugarcane aphid), 1059 nucleotides. Its product is annotated as piggyBac transposable element-derived protein 4-like. NCBI's taxonomy places the organism in Eukaryota, Metazoa, Arthropoda, Insecta, Hemiptera, Aphididae. The record is from RefSeq and is a predicted model, not a curated record. The transcript has a single exon. The coding region runs from base 1 to 1059 and encodes 352 amino acids.
AUGGGCAACCCAAUGACUGACGAAGAAUUAUUGCUUAUGUUGGAAAAUUCAGAUGAUGAUUUCGGCUUAAGUUCUGGUACUGAUUUAGGGGAAGGAGAUUCUGGUGAUGAUGAUGCCGAUCCAGAAUGGAAACUUCCAAUAGUACAACGCGAAGAGGAUAAUCAGAUAAUAUCAGAUGUACCUAUUAUUUCCACAUCAGGUUAUACAUGGAGUAAUAAACAACCUUUAGUGACACGUAUCCCUUUUUCAAAAUCCAAAGAAUUUAAGGUUUUUCCACAAGGAAAUGAGCCAAUUGAUUAUUUUAAUCUAUUAUUCGAUGAUAGACUUUUUGAGUUGAUAGUUAACGAAACUAAUAAAUAUGCACUUCAAGUUUUUUUAUCUGGAUCUGGAGGUUCAUCAUCUCGAAUCACGGCGUGGAAACAUACAAAUAUACAAGAAAUGAAAGUGUUUAUUGGUUUACUGUUUCAUACAGGGUCUAUACGAGUAAAUCGGUUGGAAGAUUAUUGGAAGACAAGUGAGUUAUUCAGUAAAAAUUUUUUUCGGCAACAUAUGAACAGAAAUCAUUUUAUGUUAAUUGUAAGAAAUUUACAUUUUACUGACAAUGAAAAUCACGACAAUAAUCGCCUGAAUAAAAUUGAACCAUUAGUAAAAUAUUUCGAUAGUAAAAUGUCAGAUAUUUAUGAAGCUUCUGAAAAUUUGGCACUCGACGAGUCAAUGGUUUUAUUUCGGGGUAGAUUAGUUUUUCGGCAAUACAUUAAAAAUAAACGCCAGAAGUAUGGUAUCAAACUUUACAUGCUCACAGAAUCUAGUGGGUUGGUUCAUAGAAUUAUGAUAUAUUCUGGGCAAGGGCAAGACACGUCGAAUGACUUUACUCAUACAGAGUAUGUUGUUGUAAAAAUAAUGGAAGGCCUGACUGAUUGUGGCAGAUCAUUGUACAUGGACAACUAUUACAAUAGUGUGAAAUUAGCUCAUAUACUUCUAGCUAAAGGAACAUAUUGUAUAGGAACUUUGUGUGCGAAUAGAAAAGGGAAUCCUAAAGAAAUAACUUCAAAAAAUUAA